Messenger RNA from Equus quagga, 3131 nucleotides. RefSeq names its product golgi reassembly stacking protein 1 (gene GORASP1). NCBI's taxonomy places the organism in Eukaryota, Metazoa, Chordata, Mammalia, Perissodactyla, Equidae. Gene Ontology annotation, biological process: Golgi organization. The coding region runs from base 113 to 1429 and encodes 438 amino acids. Gene Ontology annotation, cellular component: Golgi apparatus. The transcript has 9 exons. The record is from RefSeq and is a predicted model, not a curated record. Gene Ontology annotation, molecular function: protein binding.
UGGCCACGUGACAAGGCGCUGGUAAUCAAGCGCCGAGAGGGCGAGUCCCCGCCGGUGGCGCCGGGUCGGCCAGCUGGGUACCGGACACGGGCGCCGGAGGCGGGCCGCUGCCAUGGGCCUGGGCGCCAGCACCGAGCAGCCCGCGGGCGGCGCCGAGGGUUUCCACCUUCACGGGGUGCAGGAGAACUCCCCGGCCCAGCAGGCGGGCCUGGAGCCCUACUUUGACUUCAUCAUCACCAUUGGGCACUCGCGACUGAACAAGGAGAAUGACACGCUGAAGGCCCUGCUGAAGGCCAAUGUGGAGAAGCCCGUGAAGCUGGAGGUGUUCAGCAUGAAGACCAUGAAGGUGCGCGAGGUGGAGGUGGUGCCCAGCAACAUGUGGGGCGGCCAGGGCCUGCUGGGCGCCAGUGUGCGCUUCUGCAGCUUCCGCAGGGCCAGCGAGCACGUGUGGCACGUCCUGGACGUGGAACCCUCUUCGCCUGCCUUCCUUGCCGGCCUGCGCCCCUACACAGACUAUGUGGUUGGCUCAGACCAGAUCCUCCAGGAGUCCGAGGACUUCUUUACGCUCAUCGAGUCCCAUGAGGGGAAGCCCUUGAAGCUGAUGGUUUAUAACUCUGAGUCUGACUCCUGCAGGGAGGUGACUGUUACUCCCAAUGCAGCCUGGGGUGGAGAGGGCAGUCUGGGGUGUGGCAUUGGCUAUGGGUAUCUGCACCGGAUCCCAACCCAGCCCCCCAGCCACCACAAGAAGCCGCCUGGUGCCCCACCACCUGCUACCCCACCACCUGGUGCCCCGCCACCUGGACCCACCCCCCAGGACACUCCAGCCCCUCCCAGCCCAGACAUGGGCUCCAGGCAGAGUGACUACAUGGAGGCCCUGCUGCAGGCACCUGACUCCUCCAUGGAGAGACGGCUUCCUGAGCUCGGGCUUCUCAGCCAUGGUGCUCCAGACCUUGGCGAUCUUCCACGUUCCUUGGAGAUUCCUCUUCAGCCUCCACCUCCAGUGCAGCGAGUCAUGGACCCAGGCUUCCUGGACGUGUCGGGCAUCUCUCUCUUGGACAGCAGCAAUGCCAGUGUCUGGCCCAGCCUGCCCUCAUCCACAGAGCUGACCUCCACAGCUGUCUCAGCCUCAGGAACAGAGGAUGUCUGCUCCAGCAGUGGUUCUCAUGAGCGUGGAGGUGAGGCCACAUGGUCUGGGUCAGAGUUUGAGGUCUCCUUCCCGGACAGUCCAGGUGCUCAGGCCCAGCCAGACCACCUGCCUCAGCUGACCCUUCCCGACAGCCUCACCUGUGCAUCCUCACCGGAAGAUGGGCUGUCUGCCGAGCUGCUCGAAGCUCAGGCUGAGGAGGAGCCAGCAAGCACAGAGCACCCAGAUUCCGAGGUGGAGGCCGAGGGGGCAGCCAGUGAGGGCCAGCUUUCUACCCCAGAAUAAUGCCCUGGACUGUGACAAGGCCCCUGAUGGCAUUUCACGAGGCCCAGAUGUGGGGAGGCAGCUCAGGCCACACUGUGCAUCCCAGCCCCUUGCCUGAUCAUAGCCCACUGUAUUCAGCCUCCUAGGCUGUGGCUCUGGGUGAUGUGCAGGGACUUCUGGCAGGGAGCUUUUGUGUCCACUCAGACCCCCCCGAUCCUAGUCUCCAAGAGAUGACCUCCCUGCAUGAAUCCUGCCUGAUGGUCCUGGCUUUAGGGAACUGGGCACUGUUUGGGGUGGUAAAGGGCUGGGAGCAGCACCCCUGGUUAAGUAAGUUUUACAGGAGCUGGGAUAGGAAAGGAUUCUCUGCUGCUUGGCUGGGGCAGGAAGCCUCAGUGGGUAGUACAAGGAGGCUGUGGGCCUUGGGGAAGGGCAUCUUUUGGCCAUGCACCCCUGAGUCCAGUGCUUACUCUUGCUUUGGUCGCUGUGGCUGCCCAGGAGGCUGCAGGGUCCAGACACCAUCAGCUGUGAAGAUGGGGUGAGGGAGGAAGGGGCUGGUGUAGAGCAUUUGCCUGACUGCCUUGUAGGGCUUGCCUUCAUUUUUGCUACACAGCUCAGGCAGCCCUGUCUGUACUGGAAGGCCCUGGGGACCCCUGAAGCCCCAAUAAUAGUCUCUUCCAUACGUACCCUCAUCCCUAUGUCACACUGCACAGUUGGCUCAGGCUGGCCAACGUAUGCCAGUCACCGUUGGAGAAGAGAGGCAGCGAACUUGACCACCUCUCCUGGGGCAGGCAGGUGGGGGCUGAAAAUUCUAGGCUCUUCAGCAGAGACUCACUUGUGCUUGGACCACAAGGUUUCUUCUUCCUCAGGGUCCACACCCCACAGACCUAGUAUCCCCAGUAGUGACUCCUGUCAGCUCCAAAACUUAUAGAACUGUAUCUUCUAAAUAUACAAGGCAUCCUGCCAGACCGAAUGGUGAAUACAAGUUACAAAUUUAAGUUCACCAUCCUAAGCAGACUCUCAAAGUUGGUCCCCUGAUGGGAUCUCUUUACACACAGCCCCAACUCCAAGGGGGAUGAGGAGUCUGUUCCCCUCACCCCCAGGUGCCUUGGGAGGCGGCGGGUCUUCUGCUUUGUGCAGUUCCUGCAGAAAGGGGAGGGCUCCAUCCAGGGGCGGCCCCUCAUCACCUGAAGUCCUCUUCUGACUUGGUUGGAGUCCCGCACCUUCCCACACUCAUUGCUGAUUACCAUGAAAGCUGCCCCUGGCCUUGUCUUCUAGCUUCUUCCCAGUUCAAAGUCCUACCUUUACAGAUUGAUUCAUAAUGUCUGCACUUAAAAGGAAUUCACAGAGGUCUGCUGGCCCACAGGACAAGGACUGUCAGCUCGGGGCAGGGGGAGACGGGGGCACAAACCAAGUACAUGGAGGGAAGGCCCCAAAUUAGUAAACACUUAAUUUUUCUAGCACUGUGACUGCAUUUAAAACAAGCCCUUGUCAAGCCUACUGGAAUAGCUGAUAAGCCUGCAGAACAAGGAGGCACUGUGUCCAAAGCCAGUGCUGGAGCUGGUUCCUGGACUGUCUGGGAGCCCAAAGUGCUUGCAGGAAUCCAAGAAGUGGGAGAGCAUCGCCACGGGGCUGUUCUGAGGCCAGCUUCCCUUAACUGCAACCUGGCCAUCUGACCCGAAGGCACCCUUAGCCACGGUUCUGGUUCUUCCCUCCCUCAUUUUCA